Molecule: messenger RNA, 689 nt
Organism: Hibiscus syriacus
Lineage: Eukaryota; Viridiplantae; Streptophyta; Magnoliopsida; Malvales; Malvaceae
Product: keratin, type I cytoskeletal 14-like
Exons: 3
Coding region: 129-548 (139 amino acids)
Source: RefSeq, a predicted model, not a curated record
UGGUAGGGUUAGCUGUGUGACUUGUAAAAUCCUCCAUUUGUUGUUUUACAGUCCCUGUGGUUAGGAAUUGCUUUGAUUCCCCGACCGCCAAGCCCAACCCACAGCGGAAGUGAACCGGAUAGGAGGCGAUGAACGGCAACGGCAGGAGGCAACGAAGACCAGCGGAAGAAGAUGACAAGGGUUUGAUUUGGAAACUUCCGCAGCUUAAGCAUAAGGAUGUGGGUAAGGUUGGCCCUGCUUUCGGUCUCGGCGCCGGCUGUGGUCUCGGCUUUGGUGCCGGCCUCAUUGGAGGUGCUGGCUUUGGUCCUGGAAUUCCUGGAUUGCAAGUUGGCUUUGGUUUUGGUGCUGGAUGCGGGGUUGGCUUGGGAUUUGGCUAUGGUGUCGGUAUGGGCGUUGCUCAUGAUGAGAACCAUUCAUAUUCUAAUAUUAAAAGCUUAUUUGGCAACCAGCAUCGUCCUUUGCAGGAUGAAAUCGGAGGCCUAAUUGACGAGCUUGUGAUCAACACCAAGAAGGUAGCUGUAGCAGCUACUAGGGAAAUUGAAAAGUGAAGAUGAUUGAACUUGAAGAAUGUCUGUUUUGUGAAUGUUGAAUAAGAAAGGACUCUUAUUUUCUAGUAAGGUGUGCAUGAAAACCUAUGGUCUGGAUGUAGACUACUUGUUAUAAGUUUAAUAUAUGCUCCUGUUUAUAUU